Messenger RNA from Osmerus eperlanus (European smelt), 1977 nucleotides. It is a transcript of the gene chst13, whose product is annotated as carbohydrate sulfotransferase 11. NCBI's taxonomy places the organism in Eukaryota, Metazoa, Chordata, Actinopteri, Osmeriformes, Osmeridae. Gene Ontology annotation, cellular component: membrane. The transcript is spliced from 3 exons. Gene Ontology annotation, molecular function: sulfotransferase activity. The record is from RefSeq and is a predicted model, not a curated record. Bases 315 to 1346 code for a protein of 343 amino acids. Gene Ontology annotation, biological process: carbohydrate biosynthetic process; proteoglycan biosynthetic process.
UACUAUGUGGUUUCGUCUCGUUUUGACAAAAAAACUUCGGUUCGCGCAUGUUAAGUUGUGUCUGAAACUGAUAUAUUUAGCAGUCCUGUGUCUAUUUCGGGAGAUACCUGUUACUUCUUGCAGACAGCGGGACAUACACGGGUGCAUAUCAAAAUGACAAAUGUUUUCCAAUAACAACCACAAAUUUCAUGCUAUAAGGAGACAGUAUCUGAAGCCUACAUGAGUGAUGUCUUUGAUUCCCCGAGCCCUACGGCCAACUAACGGUGUCGAACUGUGCUUUUUCGAAUGAAAGGAUUUUGUCGGCUUUGACAUUCAUGUCCCAAAGAUUUAGGAUGAGAAAACCUAAAGUUAAGCGAAUGGUUCUCGCCAUGUGCCUGAGUUGUUUCAUAAUGGUCAUAAUCUAUUUUCAAAGCAACCUGAAACCAGCCUCUGUGCAGGUCAAUGGGAGGAGCAGCAGACAGGGCAAGUCUAGGAGAAGUCCACUGCAGACUCACUACGACAGUGACCAGUUGGUCGUGCAGGUGACCCACCAGGGCCGUCGGGAGCUCAUGGAGGAGGCAUGUCGCUUGUACACCCGCAAGCACCAUGUGCUCAUCCCAGGGGAUCUCAAGCACGUCAUCGUGGAUGACCAAAACGGCCUGCUCUACUGCUACGUGCCCAAGGUGGCUUGCACAAACUGGAAGCGCAUCCUAAUGGUUCUGACGGGGGCUGUGAGCCCCCGUGACCCACUCGCCAUUCCUGCCAACGAAGCCCACGUGUCCGGCAACCUGCGCACGCUGUCGGAGUACUCGACCUCCCAGAUCAACCAACGCCUAAGUUCUUACCUGAAGUUUGUCUUUGUGCGCGAACCUUUCGAGAGGCUUGUCUCAGCCUACCGCAACAAGUUUACGCGGAGCUACAACACAGCCUUCCACAAGCGCUAUGGUACGAAGAUUGUUCGUAGACACCGGAUGGACCCCCAGCCGGAAGCCCUGGAAAGGGGCAACAAUGUCUCUUUUGAGGAGUUUGUGUACUACCUGGUGGACCCAGCUACACAGCGCGAAGAGCCCUUUAAUGAGCACUGGGAGCGUGUGCACUCGCUCUGCCACCCUUGCCUGAUCCACUACAACGUGGUGGGGAAGUACGAAACACUGGAGCAGGACUCCCGCUAUGUGCUUCAGUUGGCUGGGGUGGACAGCCAGGUCAACUUUCCGUCCUCAGCCAAGAGCACCAGGACUACGGAAGACAUGGCCGCCCAGUUCUUCCACAACAUCAGCCCUUUUUACCAGAAGAAGCUGUACAACCUUUACCGCAUGGAUUUCCUUCUCUUCAACUAUUCCAUGCCAGAGUACUUGAAGUUUCGAUGAAGUGAAUGUGCUUGCUUGGACAUUCUUUGUUGGUAAGGUUCACAAAAAUGCAGUCAGAAACUCAACUAUAUGUUGUAUGAAGAGGAUAUUUUAUGACAAUGGAAAUCAGUUUUCUGACAAUAAGUAACUUAUGUUAUUAACUUUUAACAGCUGGUAUGGCAUGUGUCUGACAAUAUUAUGUAGGCCAUAUUACCCAAGAUAGAAUCUCAAAAGCAUGAUUAUACAUUGUUUGAGGCAUUUGUCUCAGUCCUUUUACCUAAUUAGAUAGAUUUUUCAUCAAGAUACAGUAUGUCAUUACAACAUGGAGAAUACAUGUUUGACAAAGAUAAUUAAGCCAAUAGAGUUGGAACUAUUGCCUUCACCACAAGUCAAAGAUGCAGUGCACCAACAACGUUUCUGAAUGUGAAAUUAUCAAAUUGUGUGCCCACCACUGAACACAAUAUUUUGAGUUUGGGCUGUCAAGAGAUUUACAUUAUUUACGUCAUCAACAUUAUUUACAACAAGAGGAUGUGCACAAUGAAAGUGUUUAUCACAUAGGGACAAUGUCUGUUUCAUUACAGAGCCUCUGAUUGGGUGCCUCAAAGGCAUAUAGAAUGUCAUCUACUUGGAAAUGUGAUUGUUAUUGUCUUCU